CAAUGCAAAUCUCAACUGCAAGAUGAAUGUCCGCAAACUUCUCGAGUCAAUCCCACAGCGUCAGCGAGACGCAGAGGGGGAUUCAGACUCUGGCUGUACGAUGAGAGCGAGGAAGAGGCAUGAUCGCCAUGAUGGUCGUGCUGUGAUGGUCUUCAGGAGAAUUGGCGCAGGCAAGAAGAAGCGUCCUUGUGGCAUGCCCCACUGUCCAACUUGUGGAGUCUUCUGGCAUCUCGAGAGAUAUGUACCGAGUCUUGUCUCCGACCAGUCAUCCAGUUCAAAUGCGCGCAAGGCAAUGUGUGCAUCAUCUGCAGCUUCGAUCGCGGGCUCUACCACCUCAACCUUGACGGAGUUGACAGAGAUAUCCGAGAUCUCACAAGAACUUCUGGGCCGAACCUCUGAAUCUGGACUUCUCACACCUGCUUCAACAUGUUCUUCCGCCACACUAUCCAGCUCGUCAGCAGCAAGCACAAGAUUGACCCUCCUGAAGUCCCCGAAGGACAAUGGUGUACCAUCUCCAGCCUCGUCAGAGACAUUAGUCGAGUUCAACAAGAACACGGCAUUUCCCUUUGGUAACCGCACGCCAGCCUCUUCGUCAAUAUCGACCUUGACCGAACUCACUGAAAACGGCCAUGACUCCAGCGUCUGCAGUCAUCCCGCUCCAUCCAUUGCGGCCUCUUCAAGCGCCAUAUCCACUUUGACCGAUUUCUCCGAGAUACAAUCUUCUUCGUCACUGUCCACACCACCAAGCAGUCUCUCCUCGCUUCCACCUACCUUGUCGACAACCACCGCCACCAUCACAACAUCCAAAUCUCCAUACAAAAUGAUCAAAGUCCGCAGACACAGAAGCAUGAUCGACAUGUCAGAUGGCUCAAGAUGGCUACCACCAACGCUUGAGCAAGUCCAAGCAUACAUCAGUUCCCAAGGACAGCGUCGUCUGGCCAGAACGACACGUGCAGUGGUUGCUGCGCACGCCGAUCGAGGUUCGCGAGUCGCUUUGAAGUAUGAGAACGCUAUUUUGAAGGUCGAUCUCAGGGCCGGCAGGAAAUCCGAGACGAGGGAGGAGCUUCUCGGCUAUGAGGAUGAAGAGAUGGGAGACGCAGAAGAA
Molecule: messenger RNA, 1105 nt
Organism: Aureobasidium musti
Lineage: Eukaryota; Fungi; Ascomycota; Dothideomycetes; Dothideales; Saccotheciaceae
Source: the annotation of a GenBank genome assembly